Messenger RNA from Austrofundulus limnaeus, 1791 nucleotides. RefSeq names its product 7 transmembrane receptor domain-containing protein. The coding region runs from base 178 to 1260 and encodes 360 amino acids. The record is from RefSeq and is a predicted model, not a curated record. Gene Ontology annotation, biological process: G protein-coupled receptor signaling pathway. Gene Ontology annotation, cellular component: plasma membrane; neuron projection. Lineage: Eukaryota; Metazoa; Chordata; Actinopteri; Cyprinodontiformes; Rivulidae. Gene Ontology annotation, molecular function: neuropeptide Y receptor activity; neuropeptide binding. The transcript is spliced from 4 exons.
CCUGCCUCUCUACAUCAAUGUAAGCUUUUAUUUAGGCUGCAGGGAAACAUCUGCAACUAGAUACUUGUGCUCUGUAAGGAUUAGYACAGACAUUAAAAAAAUUAGGAAAGCGACAUCAUUUGUUGAAGUGAAGAGGCACAAAGGUCUCUCCUUUGCAAAGGGUCUUGCUACAGCAAAAUGGAUAUUUUCAUGGAUAGAGGUUUUGCUGUGACUGCCAACAGCAGCCAUGAAACGGGAGGACCAGGAGGCAACAAGGGCCAAGGACUUAAUCACAGUGACCCACUGGACAUGUUUGUAGGCAUGGAGCUUCUGCAGCGAUUCAGACCACUCUUCCUGCCGCUUUACUGCCUCGUAGUGGUCGUCGCAGGUGUUGGAAACACAUUCCUGUUGGCUUGCAUCUUGGCCGACAAGAAACUCCACAACGUCACCAACUUCUUUAUCGGUAACCUGGCAGCGGGCGACCUGCUGAUGUGUUUGAGCUGUGUUCCACUGACUGUGUCUUACGCCUUCGACAGCCACGGCUGGGCUUUUGGACGACCUCUGUGCCACUUGGUCCCCUUGCUGCAGUGUGCCACGGUGUUUGCCUCGGUGCUGUCGCUCACUGCCAUCGCAGUUGAUCGCUAUAUUGUUGUGGCUCACCCAAUACGGAAAAGGAUUUCUGUUUGGGGCUGUGGUGCAGUGACUCUGGGUGUCUGGCUUUUAUCUUUGGCCCUGGCGGCGCCUCCGUCUCUCUACACUCGCUACCUGGACCUGCGCCCCAGCGGCAUUGACCUGGUGGUCUGUGAGGAAUUCUGGCCCGACAGUGGCAAUCUACGGCUGUUAUACUCCUGCUUCAUUCUGAUAACCUCCUAUAUGAUCCCACUGCUGUCAGUCAGCGUGUCCUACUGUGCCAUCACAGUUAGCCUGAAACGCUAUUCGGUACCUGGGGAGCCCGCCAGUAGUCAACAGCGCUGGAGCCAAAGAAGAAAGAAGACKUUUUCUCUGCUGGUGGCCUCAGUGCUGGCCUUUGCUCUGUGCUGGCUGCCUCUCCAGGUGCUGAACCUGUUGCUGGACCUGGACCCGGACUUCCUCAUAAUAGGAAAACGCUACAUAAACGUCCUGCAAGUUUGCUGCCAUUUAGUGGCCAUGAGCUCUGCCUGUUACAACCCAUUCAUCUACGCUUCACUGCACAGCAAGGUGCGCAUGCAUCUGAAAGGCUACCUCUGUCCCUGUCGCAAUCGUCCGGGGGAAACGGUGGAGAGACCGACCUCCAGGAGCUGAACUUUUACUGUGACCUCCGUCACCCCACCUGACAUGCAGCUCAUCCUGUAUCCACGAAAUCCAUUGUAGCAAAUGUGUAAUGUGAUAAAAAGAAAAAAAUGGAACAUCUGCUAAGUGUUCCUUGUUUUCAUGCUUAAUCUUCAUUUUGUUACUUCAAGACCUUGUCGUCUCUCAUUACUCACCAGAACUAUUUGCUACAUAAGGCUUCCUAGGACAAACAGGCAACAAAGCAGUAGAUUCGGACCAGAUGGUAUGACGAUGGAGAGGACCAAGAUGAGGCCAUCUAUGGUGACGUUUGUGCUGUUCUUGGACAAUUAAGCUGCGUCUGUAGACAUUAAGCAGAACCAGAAGCUUUAAAACUCCCAGCAGAGGCAAAAACCAGCUCUCAGCUGCUGUGCAGGAGACUCAUGCUGGAGGCUGAUACCAGCYUGGUUGCAUUGGUUAAAAGACCUGAUUAGACUUGAAGUAAACACUUCAGAGAGCUGGAUGAAUAAUGAAUUCCUCUCACUAGAUAUGGAUUACAGGCCAAGA